AUGAAUCCCUAUCGCCCUUAUGUGUUAGCAAACAAUUUAGAAGUGAGCUCACCUACGGUAACGCAGUCAGAGUUUGAGCCGGAACUCCAAAUCAAUGGUAACGAAAUUUUUAACGCUUUGAAGAGUGCUGUAGUCACCAAGUAUCUGACUACCUUCUUAAUACAUCCUUUGGAGGCUGCGAAAACCAUCUGCCAAGUAGAAGCAUAUGUACCGAAAGACAAGUCCUCACAUUCUAAAUCCACUCGGACUAGAGAAGAAGAAAGCGAACAUACCAACCAUCACGAUCAGUUUUCAGAUGUUAGUGAUGAUGAGCAAGAAAUUAAUGCGUAUUUUGAAAGCCCGUCCCUUGAUACUAUUGUUAACAAAGAGGACCUGAAAGAACAGAUAUGCGUUGAGCCUUCGGGAUAUGUAAACACCUCUGCUAAUACCAACACCCUUCACAGUUUCACCAUUUCUCCAAGCCGCUACUCCAUCAAAAGCAUCAUUUCUUCGCUAUGGGAAAAGGAAGGUGCGAAAGGCUUAUGGAAGGGACAUACUGUCACUUUCCUUUAUAACCUCUUAAAUUCCGGAUUCCAGACUUGGCUUUCCGCAACUCUUUCUGGUUUUCUUUCCAUUCCGGAUCCCAACAUUAUUCCACCCGUGGACUCUGUUCGUCCAUUAUCCUCAGUGUUUGUGAAGUCCUUUUCAUCUGCCAUUUCCGCUCUUGUUUUAUCCCCCUUGGAUAUAGCAAGGACAAAAAUUAUUCUCUUCCCAAUUAUUUCUUCCUCAUCAUCGUCUGAUCCAGCCUCUGCGGAUUCUUUAAAUUCCUCAGAAAAGAAGUCUCUAUCAACUCGUCGUUGUCUUAAAUCUUUACCUCCAUAUUGUCCUUCCUUUUUAAUCUUCCCUACUGUUUGUUAUGCAAGCCUUCCAUCCGCUAUCUCCUCUUUGUUGCCUAUAGCAUUUAGAAACUUCUUAGGGUCUUCUUCUUUGAUGGAUUCUUUUGUUGGAUUCACUACUUCAUCUCUGCAAUUUGCCUUACAGAUUCCAUUGGAGACUUGUUUAAGAAGAGCCCAGGCCCAAUACCAAUGUGAUUUACCUCCUCAGACCAUAGUCCCUCUUGGCCGUUAUACAGGUAUCACAGGUACAGUCUGGUGUUUACUGUGCGAAGAAGACCCAGGCCGUUUUGGAAUUGAGGGAUUAUAUCGUGGUUGGAGGGUCGGAGUUUGGGGUGUAACAAGUGCUCUGGCUUUGAAUUUUUUGUCUUCAAAUCUUCGUGAAGAAGUGGAAUUUUGA
Molecule: messenger RNA, 1272 nt
Organism: Schizosaccharomyces osmophilus
Lineage: Eukaryota; Fungi; Ascomycota; Schizosaccharomycetes; Schizosaccharomycetales; Schizosaccharomycetaceae
Gene: ugo1
Product: mitochondrial fusion protein Ugo1
Exons: 1
Coding region: 1-1272 (423 amino acids)
Source: RefSeq, a predicted model, not a curated record